Messenger RNA from Aphidius gifuensis, 1217 nucleotides. RefSeq names its product STAGA complex 65 subunit gamma-like. NCBI's taxonomy places the organism in Eukaryota, Metazoa, Arthropoda, Insecta, Hymenoptera, Braconidae. The transcript has 3 exons. Gene Ontology annotation, cellular component: SAGA complex. Gene Ontology annotation, molecular function: transcription coactivator activity; protein heterodimerization activity. Bases 182 to 1087 code for a protein of 301 amino acids. The record is from RefSeq and is a predicted model, not a curated record.
UUUUUUUUGUUAACGUUGAGUGUCAAUUUCAGUGGCGGGAGAAAUUGUUUGUCCUUGAUAAUAUUUUUAAAACCCUCAUUGACGUAUUUUUAAUAAUAAAUAAUAUUUGUUUAAUGUAAAAAUAUUUAAAUAAUAAUUUAGAUAAGAUAGAAGAAAAGUAAAAAAAAAAAAACAAAAAAAAAUGAAACCAAAUGGUAAUAAAAACUCAUCAACUGGAGUAAUUCAUUGGGGUGAAUUAGCACCAAGAGAAACACAUAAACAAGAAGUUAUAACACCAGAUAUUAUUGAUAAUAUAUGGAGACAAGUUAUUGAUGAUUCAAGUACAAAUGAUUGUGAUUAUCAAAAUGAACAAUCAGAAUUUUUAUUAUUACCAAUGGAUAAUCCACAUGUUUUAAAUACAGUACAAUUACAUAGCCAAUUAAGAUCAAUUGAUGAUGGUAAAAUAUAUAAUGGUAUAAGUGAAAUUGAUGAAAAACAAUAUAAAGAUAAUAAAUUACCAAAUAAUCCAUUUCAUUUUUUAUCACCAAAAACAACAGAUAAAAUUAAAAUGAAAAAAGUUAAAACAAUACAUCAUUUACGUUCAUCAUCAUCAAGAAGUUUAUUAAAACAUUCUGUUAUUGUAUUAUCAGCUCAUGUUGGAUAUGAUAAAUCAUCUGAUAUUGCUAUUGAAACAUUAACUGAUGUUGCUGAUUAUUUUUUAAAAAGAAUAACUUUAUUAUUAAAAAUUGCAUCUGAACAAAAAGAACAUGGUUUUCCAGAUGCAAUGGAGAGAGUACUUGUUGAGACUGGUGUUGGUGGAGUUGUUAAAAUUCAUGAUUAUUAUCGUAAUUAUGUAUUAAGAUAUGAAGAAAAAAUUAAAAAACAAGUUGAAAAAAUGAUUGAACAACAACAACAAUUGGAGCUCAGUACAAGUGUCAAAAUGGAACUAGAUGAGGCAGUUAGCAAAUUACAAUUUGAAGAACUUGAUGAAUUUGGAAAUGAUUACAAAGAUGUACCAACACUUCAACUUCUUGAUCCAGAUAUGAGUUUUCCACCAAGUCUCAAUGCUGGUUUUCAAAUGCUCCACAGUCUAGAGCAAGAUGAGUAAAUUUUUAUAUUUACUCAUCAUUAUUUUUAAUAUAAAAAAAUACAAAAAUAAACUUGUAAAUAAAAAUAUUCAUUUAAUUUUAUAUUGAAAAUAUACAUAAAUAAAUUAUUAAAAAUUUUUUACAAAAAAA